Lolium rigidum is the source of this 784-nucleotide messenger RNA. RefSeq lists its product as uncharacterized. NCBI's taxonomy places the organism in Eukaryota, Viridiplantae, Streptophyta, Magnoliopsida, Poales, Poaceae. The transcript is spliced from 3 exons. The record is from RefSeq and is a predicted model, not a curated record. Bases 11 to 598 code for a protein of 195 amino acids.
UAUCUCAACGAUGGAUCGAUGUGAGCUUGAUGAGGUUAAUCCUGGAAUCCUUAUUGGUAACGCUCUUUACUGGUCCUCUAAGAGUGUGAUUCCGAACAGAAAUGUUUUGCAUUUGGAUUAUUUGGCAGACGACGUAGUUGAGUUUGAUUUGGAUAGGCAGAGCCUAGCUGUGAUCAAGGGGCCUCCAUGUCUUAAUGGCUCCCUAAGACAUCAGAUAAUCAGGGCAGAGGAUGAUGCUCUCGGUCUCGCUAUAUUUUCCCACGGUAGAUUCGAGGUGUGGCAGAGGAGGGUCAGCUGUCAUGGUGGUACUACAUGGUUGCUGCAGAACACCUUUGAAGUGCAUACCCUUCUUGGGCUCCCUCCUCAGAUUGAGGGAUCGAUGAGAACGAUGGAAAUACUGGGGUAUGAUGAGGAUAACCGUGCAAUCAUUGUAUUUGUAGAUGGCAAUGUCUACAUGGUUCAACCUAUGUCCAUGCAGUUCAGAAAACUUUAUGAAAGCGCUUAUCCUAUCAAGUGUCAUCCUUUUGCAUGUUUCUAUGCACCAGACGUGGCUAUUCCUGGUGGAUGCAAUGGAGUUGAAAUAUUGCAAGAUGCAUAGAGUGACUGUCGGUUUCAUGUUCCGAGGUGCUGGAAUUGUCAGGUGAAGUACCGGCUGCUGCAGUUCCUAUGUGCUAUCCGGAGGAACUUGCUGAACAUAUGCCUUGGUCUAUCUAAGUUUCUAAUGUAACAAGAUGCUAUAUUAAUAACUAAUAAAGGGGAGUUCAGCUUCCCCAGCUUAUAAUUU